Molecule: messenger RNA, 669 nt
Organism: Ooceraea biroi (clonal raider ant)
Lineage: Eukaryota; Metazoa; Arthropoda; Insecta; Hymenoptera; Formicidae
Molecular function (GO): catalytic activity
Source: RefSeq, a predicted model, not a curated record
AUGACUCCGCUGGAGUCUGGAAGGGGAUACGUUGCUGUCGAGUUCGCUGGCAUCGCCGUGGUUGGCUGUUAUGUCUCGCCGAACUGGGAUCUCGCCCACUUUGGCGGAUUCCUGGCGGAGGUGGGGGGCUGCGUUGAACGAUGCGCCCCCCGCCCCGUCUUGGUCGCGGGGGACUUCAACGCAAAGUCACGCGUUUGGGGUUCCCCGCGAUCGGAUGCCAUGGGCGAGACUCUGGUAGACUGGGUGGCCUCUCUGGGCCUGUGUAUACUGAACAUAGGCUCAGAGGGUACCUGCGUGCGGCGAGGGGGGGAGUCAAUUGUGGACUUGACUCUCGCUUCCCCCCAAGCUGCGCGCAUGGUAUCGGGGUGGAGAGUGGAGACGGGGUCGGAGACGUUGUCUGACCAUGCGUACGUCUCCAUGACCCUGUCUCCGCCCCAAGGGACGGCACCCACCCAGGGCCGCCCAGGCAGCCGAUCACGGCGAUGGCAGCGAAGGAAGUUGGACGGGGACAGGCUGAUCGCCAGUCUCCUCGCGGCAACGUGGGCCGAACAUGGGCCCACGGAUGAUGUGGAGGAGGAGGCCGUCUGGCUGCGGGACAUAAUGACGGACGCGUGUGACGCGUCCAUGCCCCGAGCCGGAGGGCCUCCUAACCGGCGGGCGGCGUACUAG